AUGCGGUGGUGCUGCGGGCCGGCUGGGCCCGCUACGCCCCUGCUUGAGGCCCCACCUCAGACCCUAAACGACGCCUUUGGGCCAAUGACUAUUCGUCCUCACAAUACGGCGCUUGUGAUCAGCGAGUCUGAGCCGGAAGGCGCAUUUCUGGAACGUCUUCGUAGUCUCGGCUGGUCCAUCAACGUUUCACCGGUCUCGCAAGCCACCUGCUCCGUGCAACAGCUUCGACCUAUUCUUCUACUGCUCGAUAAUCGUAUACCUGAGCUACCAGCACUAUCCAGGUUUGUUAUUACACCAUAUAAUUUUGCUUUAGGUUAGCC
This is a messenger RNA of Strongylus vulgaris, 320 nucleotides long. The record is from the annotation of a GenBank genome assembly. NCBI's taxonomy places the organism in Eukaryota, Metazoa, Nematoda, Chromadorea, Rhabditida, Strongylidae.